AUGGCUGCUGACAUCCCCCAGCUCAAUACACUGAGCGAAAUUCUUCAGUUCCUGGAGUGGCUGCAAGGUAGGCGGGGAAAGAUAAAUCAGGUUGCCAGCGCUCUGGCUCGUGAUAUUGAAAAAUAUUUCAACAUUCCGAAAAGAGCAAUACAAAGUAUAAUGAUUAUCUCUUUGAACAACUUACGUGACAAAAUGACGAAAUUACGUGAUAAAUUGUUAAUUAAUGAGAUUACCAAACUGUACGGCUAUAAUCGUUACGGAGCACCUGCACUUCUCGAUGCGCUCUUAAAAUGUGUCCCUCAGCUUUACGCCGCACUUUCAUUCCUGUUGUAUAACGUUUCCGAUAAUUACGAGAGCGUUGGUGGUGGGCAGUGGGCAGAGCAGGAUACGAUUUCCCCUAAUUCCGAUCUUCAUAAGUAUCUCACAUCUUCUACAGCAGGUUACUACAAUGGUAUUAUUCCUGGGGGAUUCUAUGUUGUGGAGUUGAAAUCGCUGAGAGGCAGCAGCUUGGUCGAACCUUUAAAAGGAGCCGUCAGUCGUGGUGAGGAUACUGCUCAAACACGCGGAACAACGAGACCAAUUUUUCGCGAUCAUUUUACCAACGUCCUUGCCACUACUCUGAAUAGACCUUGGCAAGACGUCAACACUGGAAACGCUUUGCUUCUGUUGCGUGCUUUUCAAGAGAUUGUUGUCGAAGAGGUAGAUCGAAAAAACGGCGGCGAGACAAAAAAGGCUUUGGAUAAAGGCAUUAAGCCGCAUCAAGUAUGCUGGGCCGAUUUGUAUAAACAUUUUGCCAAAUUCCAAGCUACUUUUGCCAAGGUGUUUAACGAUGGGGGAUUUGGAUUUACUGGGCAGGUGUCAAAGAUUCAAAAGAAGAAGGAAUUUGUCGAAGCAUUUUCGAAGUGGUUUAGAGAUAAUUACCAGCAUAUUAAACAAAGUGUGUCGAUAAUGAGUGGAGAGAUCGACCGUUCUGACCUACAUUCAUUUGCCAGAAAGAGAUUGUAUCCCUACGGCCUUAUUUUCAGAUAUGGAGGAACUAACCAGUGGGAACGCACGCUAGAAACCCAUUGGGACAGUGUCAUCUCUAUGUUUGAUGCUAAGGGUCACGAAUUGGAAAGGCUUAAAGACAUUUUGGAGGGAUCGACUGCAGUUUUAUGUCCCGAGACAAGGGAAAGUAAAACCAAGGCUGCAAAGCCUGUUGUCACAAAAGCCAAAACAGCGAAGCCUAAAACAUCUGAGUUGCCUCCGGCCAAGGUUCCCGAAGUUCCUAAAAGCCGCUUGACCCCAACGAAAUCCGAGGGUGCACUGAACCAGAGUAAGAGAAGCGAAGGGAAGCCAAAUCAGGGUAGGAAAUCUGGCACAACUCUGGUGUCUCCAAAUCAGAAUAAUGGUCAAAGUGAAGGAAAGCCACCGCCUUCACAAGUUGUAAACUUUACUGCUUCAACUCCUACUUCCGGUAACGAUGGACCUACAGGCCCGCAAGGGGCUAAAGGGGCUCCAGGCCCGCCAGGGCCUCCUGGUCCAGUGCCGCCGGUGUCUUCUCAUCCCCCGGACUCAUCGAGCAAUCAAGGUGUUCAUGUUCAACAACCUGUUCUCGGCCCUUCAGUUCUUCCCCCUCCAAGCUUUCCUUCCAGUCCUGCUGUAGUCUCGGGCCCCGGUGAUCCACUCGGCGGAAAGGGUGCGGGUUCAGUAGACAUUGUUACCCCAAGUCAACUUCCCGAUGGAUCUUUGCAAAAUGGGCCUACCAAACAUCCAAGUCUUUCAAGUCGGGACCCUGGGCCUUCUGAUGUUUCUCUUCCCGAUGGUGAUCAGAGCAGGGAUGACCAUACGCCUUCUCAAAAUAAUCCCCAAAAUCUUGGAAGCUCCACGUCCUUGCCUUCUAGCCCAGGUAGCGGUGGAAUUGGGGUGGGAGGGGUAUCAGGAGACGGAAGGAUGCCCGUAGGUUCACAAUCUGAGUUUCAACCCCGCGGCAUUACAGGAAGUGCACGUGAGAAAGGCUCUCCAGAGCAUAGAAGUCAGUCAAGCCGAAAAGAUGUUUUGAUUCCCAGUGGUACUGCAAAGCACGACCAUGGUGGAUCAUCCCUUCCCACCAGUCAUCCUGGAGUCGCUGGCUCCCCUGCUGGUGUCGGUGCAACUGAUCAGCGUGUAACGUCAGAUACGUCUCCAAGUCCACCGUCUGGUAUCUCUACAACUGUUGUGAUGUCUCAGCCUACAACCGUAUCAAAUCUGGAUUCUGUGUCAUCUAGUGUCCCUGGCCCCAUCGGUGGAUCUAGUCAUUGUGCCGAUUCGCCUAAGGCUAUAAAUCACCGUGAACAGAUUUCUCCCUCGCAUGUUGCGUCUGUCGCUAAUAGGCCCUCCCAUGAUAUGGAUCCAGGGUCUGUUUCCCAACCCCCCAAAACUCACAGCCCUCAAUCACCUCCGAUCUCUACAGCCCAGGUUGAUCAUUCCUCCAACGCUGAUCAUAGUGCCGAAUCGGAAUCCGCUACUACUGUGCCCUUCAGCCCAUCCUCUGAUCCCAGUGGCAGCGCAGCUCCAGGAGGAGGUGGGGUGGGAGAUGCCGAAGGUGAAACAUCGCCCGGCAGUCCAGAGACUAAACCAUGCACUGGAAACGCAUCGCAUAUGAGCUUCGGUGGUGUCACGUGGUGUCAUCAUAAACAUAGGACGUUUGCUCGGAGCCUGUAUGGUGGCCAAAAGACUCCUCAUACACUAUGGGAAGAGCAUGAAAAAAGGGAGGAAGAAAACCGUAGACAACUCCGAACCCCUUAUCUCUCAAGACGUCCAAAUCAGAGUGUAUAUACUAAUCCAGGGCGUUUCGGUGAUCUAACUAGCUACCCCUAUGACAAUCGGUUUCGGGCAUACCUGCAAAAGGGCAAUCUUAGUGGCAAGGAAACAUACGUUCCACCGCCAAGAAUACCGCUUUACGACGCUUAUCGGCACGGGUUGCCCCUAAUUGGAUACGAAGGGCCCGAUAUAUUGAACGAAGGAGAUCCCGGCGAAGAAUGGAUUAAAAGUCAUAUUACGCUUCAGCAACAAGAAUUUCGGAAUCAGAAUGAAAAAAUAAUAACUGAUCUCAUAACGAAAGUCCUCCAACAUCCUUCGAUUCAGCUGUCCAAUACCGGUAUUGCGGUCGGUAAAGCGUUGAAGCAGCCGAAACCUAAGACGAAACCCUCACCUUUACCACAUACGUCAAAACUUGAGGGCCAGUCUACCUUGAAUUCUAAUGCGGAUCCUUCCAUGAUUGCCCAAGAAGAACUACCCCCUUCGCUCUCGCCUCCCACCGUUCUGGAAAUCCAAAGGCCACCUACCCAAGAAAAUGAUACAAUGGUAUUGGCUAGCGCUGGGCCGCUUCAAAGCGCUAGGAUCGAACCUAAAGUUCCUGUUAAAGACUUUCCCGAUCAGUUGCCGAACUUGUAUGAACCAGGUGAGGGAAUCCAACAUAUCGAUGAAGAAGCUGAUGAGCAAUAUGCGCCAUACUACAGUGUCCAUGUUAUGCCGAACAUUGACAUCUGCCGUGACCCCUGGCACGUUUCCCCGUAUUAUCCUGACCCUGACCAACUAACCCCGUCCCCUCCCCCAGAGUCCGACCAUCUGCCCCCUCCCACCACUGUCCGUGGGAUACUUUACUGGCUAGUCGGCAUCGUCGCAUUGGAAUAUAUUGGGAUUCUUAAAAAGCAUGUUGAAGGCAUUUUUGAAGAUGUUGAUAAGGAUGAUGGAUUUACCACCAAACCUUCCUAUGCCAUUGAUAUCAUCAUGUCACAUCCACCUCUGACCGCUUCCCUUGUCACGCGGACCAUGACCGAGGCGUGCUACUACGCUGCCAGCGUACUCUGUAGGCUUAAGCACAUACAGAUUUCGGAUGUUAUAAAGGACUUUGACUUCAGUUCAGAAUAUCAGAAGUAUCAUUAUUCCUCCGACCCCGACGACCUACUCUGCCAGGUGCGGGAUUAUGUUUACGCUGCUCACCACCAAGUGGCGUUCUUGCGUUUGCAGUGUUAUAGAGAGGAGUUCCAGGGUGGUUGGAAGGAUUUUAAAUAUGGCAGUAAUGUCAACGUUUCCUCCUCGAUCCUUCAGGCCUUCCUAACUGACGACUGGAACUCCGCCUGCGACACUUAUUUCUUCAACCCAUGUAACGCGUGCCUCAAGAGCCGUGUCAGGAUGGGAUUCAGUGACGUGGAUUUGCCUAAACAGCAGCAAACUGGGAGUACUCUUUUAGGUAUCCUCUCUCCUAAUUGCGACCCGUACGACCCCUUGCUGACAUUGUCAUCCUACCUUGUCUGCAUCACCAGGCAGACUCCGAGCACUACCGGGGAGCUUGUCUCUUUCUUCCAUCAUUUUGGGAAUGUGCUGUACGAAUAUGACCCGGAUACAUUUUCCGACCUGGGAGCCGCCCUCAUUGACAAUCCUCUCGACUAUUUCUUCUGGGCUCAUCUCGAGGACGGCGACCUCGAAGCCGUCCGAAAUCUCCGUGGUUGCGACCCUUCUAUCCAGUGCCAUGACCAUUACAACACCCUGUCUACACUGAUUGGCUGUGACAUUUACCCGAUCCCCUGCCCUCAACUUUUCCUGCCCAUUACCUACCCAACCUACGCCCUCUACUCUCCUAUCUUCGUCCACACCUAUCUAAGCUGGAUGUUAUACCUACCGGACAGACUCCAUGACUCAUUGGAUAGACUGAGAAGGGAUUUGAAGGAGAAUAAAUGUUCCGGGAUCAAGCCCCUCCAUAACUGUAACAAUGCCAUGUCAACCCUCUACUUACACGGUUUCGCGCCACCGUAUGGUUAUGCAAAGCCCCCACCCAAUUGUUCGGAUGUCAUCGUCAAGUUGAGCUCUGUAGUUUCAGGCGGGCCCGUGGCCAAGCUUUUGACUUGUGCGGAUGAUUUCCUCUAUCGAGCACGCAAGCCUUUCGUCGUCUUUGUGUUCACGCUGUGGUUCAUCGCGAUAAUCUGCUUCGCUCACACACAGCUAUACCGCCUGGACGUUCUGCGCAUACGAUCUCACAUCAUGCUCUCCAAGGCUUCGCACCUCAUCAAUGUCAAGGCGCUGCUGAGUCUCAGCAAAAAAAUGCCCUCACUGUAUCGCGUCGAUUACUUCGACGACGAAAUCAUUUAG
Babesia ovata is the source of this 5109-nucleotide messenger RNA. Its product is annotated as ribosome binding protein. The transcript has a single exon. NCBI's taxonomy places the organism in Eukaryota, Apicomplexa, Aconoidasida, Piroplasmida, Babesiidae. The coding region runs from base 1 to 5109 and encodes 1702 amino acids. The record is from RefSeq and is a predicted model, not a curated record.